CGGUUCGGACCACGCGACGCGACAACCCCGAGGGGCGGGCGGGAGAGAGAGAGAUGAGCGGGGCGGAGGAGGCUGCGGCGGGGGGAGGAGGGUCCGGCGGGGGCAGCAGCGGCGCGGGGUCGUCGGGGGGCGGGAGCGGGGGCGGGGCCGCGCGGCGGAGGUUCGACGACAAGGGCCUCGUCGCGCGCACCUCGCUCAUCCUCUGGCACACGCACCAGAACGACGUCGGCGCCGUGCGCAAGCUGCUCGAGGAGGACGCCGCGCUCGUCAACGCCCGCGACUACGACAGCCGCACGCCGCUCCACGUCGCCGCGCUCCAUGGCUGGCACGACGUCGCCGAGUGCCUCAUCGCCAACGGCGCCGACGUCAACGCGCAGGACCGCUGGCAGAACACGCCACUAGCUGAUGCAGAGGGUGCAAAGAGGCAGACCAUGAUUGAGCUGCUCAAGGAGCAUGGUGGAUUGACAUAUGGGAAAACUGGAAGUCAUUUUGAACCCAAGACAAUUCCACCACCUCUAACAAACAAGGCUGAUUGGGAGAUUAACCCACUUGAAUUGGACUUCGCAAAAGCAGUUGUGAUCGGAAAGGGCUCUUUCGGUGAAAUUCUGAAAGCAAAUUGGCGAGGAACACCUAUUGCUGUCAAGCGCAUUCUUCCAUCCCUAUCUGAUGACAGGCUGGUGAUCCAAGAUUUUAAGCAUGAAGUCAACUUGCUAAUAAAGCUGAGACAUCCAAAUAUAGUCCAGUUCCUUGGAGCAGUCACAGAAACCAAGCCUCUAAUGCUAGUUACCGAGUUUCUACGAGGAGUAUGUAUUUUGUUUCAUGGUUCAACUAUUAUUUUUAGUAGACUAUUUGGAACCUGCUCAUGUUUAGUUAAAUGCAUUUUUCAGGGUGAUCUUCAUCAAUAUCUGAAGGAGAAAGGUGCACUCAGCCCACUUGCUGCUAUUAAUUUUGCACUAGACAUUGCAAGAGGAAUGGCAUAUCUUCAUAAUGAGCCUAAUGUUGUGAUUCACCGAGACUUAAAACCAAGAAACAUUCUUCUGGUGAAUUCUGCUGCCAACCAUUUGAAAGUUGGAGAUUUUGGUCUUAGCAAGAUCAUCAAAGCUCAGCAUGCCAGUGAUGUAUACAAGAUGACUGGAGAAACGGGAAGCUACCGCUACAUGGCCCCUGAAGUUUUCAAGCACCGGAAAUAUGACAAGAAAGUUGAUAUCUUCUCUUUUGCCAUGAUACUAUAUGAGAUGCUGGAAGGCGAUCCACCUUUCUCCAACUACGAACCUUAUGAGGCUGCUAAGUAUGUUGCAGAAGGGCAUCGCCCAGCUUUCCGUAAAGGACAUACUAAUGAACUGAAGGAUUUGGUUGAGCUAUGUUGGUCUGGGGAUAUCAGUCUGAGACCAUCUUUCUUGGAGAUCCUCAAGAGGCUUGAGAAGCUCAAGGAGCAUUUUUCACACGAGAACCACUGGCAUUUGUUCCAGUAGCAGUGCAUAUAUAUUCAUUACUAAAGGUGGUAUUCUGAAUGGGUUUUCUUGGGAGAUCUGACAUUGAUGAAUGUACAAAAUUAGGUGCCUCAAGAAAGCUCCACUGAGACGGUGAAACUUUCUUGCUGUUUUACUUUGAUGCUAUUUCUGGUAAAGAAAACAGAAACUUUGUUUGUAACCGCAUCGCUUCUUUUAUCGUUAGGUUUUCACUCUGCUUCUCAGCUAUAGUUAUAAAGAGAGAUUGUUUGAUUAGGAA
This is a messenger RNA of Panicum virgatum (switchgrass), 1728 nucleotides long. RefSeq names its product integrin-linked protein kinase 1-like. Gene Ontology annotation, biological process: protein phosphorylation. Bases 54 to 1472 code for a protein of 472 amino acids. The record is from RefSeq and is a predicted model, not a curated record. Gene Ontology annotation, molecular function: protein kinase activity; ATP binding; protein binding. The transcript has 10 exons. NCBI's taxonomy places the organism in Eukaryota, Viridiplantae, Streptophyta, Magnoliopsida, Poales, Poaceae.